AUGCUCUCUGAACCUUUGAACAACUGCAACACGCCGGCGGCUGCGCUGCUCCUCUCGGGACGGCCGCCAGACCCCCCUCCUUCGCCUUCCUUGUCUCCGUCUAAGUCAGUGAAAAAUCCGCAAGGGAUGGCCCUCUUGAGUUACAAAUCAGCACUGGCAGGAUCACUGGGGCAAUCUCCGUCCAAAACCCAGGCGUGGAAAUUCAUCGGUGAACAUGACCUGCAGGUUGGCCUUUAUCAGGGAGAGCCGGAACUAAAAGUUUCACCACAGCUUAAGGAACGCCUCUGUAUUCCUUGGAAACGCACUCUGGUAGCUCGUCUUCUGGGCCGGACUAUCUCCUACCAAUACCUGUGUUCGCAGCUACGCUGGAAGUGGAAGCCUAGCGGGAAGAUGGAGAUCCUCGACCUGAACAACUCCACCUUUCUGGUCAAUUUCAGUGAGGAGAAAGACUACCUCAAUGCGCUCACUGGCGGGCCUUGGGUGAUCUUAGAUCACUACUUAGUUGUCCAUCAAUGGUCGUACACCUUCCGCACAUCAGAUAAACCUCAUCGAUCGGUGGUAGCUUGGGUCCAGUUACCAGAGCUUCCGAUCCAUUUCUACCAUAGGGAAGUACUCUUCGCGUUGGGAAAUCUGUUGGGAAGAACGGUGAAGCUCGAUUAUCAUACAGAGCAUAUGGAGCGAGGCAAGUUUGCUCGGAUUGCCGUUGAACUGGACAUGAACAAGCCCUUGAAAACUCGCAUUCGGCUCGAUGGCUUUUGGCAACAGGUGGUGUAUGAGAAUCUACCGGAGAUUUGCUUCGAAUGCGGCCACAUCGGACACACUGAAUUGACUUGCCCCACGCUGAUACAGCCGCCGACGGCUGAGCCACAAAUUCAAGCGAUUAAUCAGGAGUCACCGCCGGAAAACUCGUCGGCAGAACCGCCGGCAGGCUACAGUCCUUGGAUGCAGGUAGAGAGGAAAUCUCGCAAACAAACAAGGAAAGCCCCGAACAAUCAAGGCGCCUCUCAAGGCAAUCUAACGGGCAAAACCGGUGGUCAAGGUAAAUUAUCUCCUAAAAUGGGGAAGAAUGAGCUAAGCGGGGGCAACAAAAUCGUGGAAGCUAAGGAAAAGAAAGGAAAGUCGGAACAGAAAGGGGAACUGAAGAAAGGAAAGGGUAUCUCGCAGAAGGGGAAAGGAGAGGAGGUGAUAGAUAAAGUGUCCAAGGAGAUGCAAAAAAUGGGCCCUUCUCAAGCCUGGCGGAUUGUUGGGCCCAAAGCUAUAGAGAAUCAGGCUUCUUCAUCUCAGCCCACAUGGACAGCAAUUUUGGACCAAACAAUGGAAGACCAAUCUGUAGAGAGGCCCACCGAAGCUGACCCGGAUCACUCACUGACUAUUGCAUCGGACAAGCCCAUCCUCUCUUGCGCUGUUGCCCCGUCGGUGUCACCUGCCAAGGAAUCCCGGGAAAGCUUCUCGAUCAGAGAACAUUUCAGAAAGAAAUCAAUGGAAGCUAGCUCCCCAGCGAAUAUCAAGAAGGGCAAUAGCCUCCGGGUAUCGAAGUCAAGCCACUGCGUGAACUCGAGCGCGCGGGAUGGCAUAAGACCGCAUCAUAAGAAGAAACCCCAGAACCAUCCAAAAUCGGUGGAAGAGCUCCUGGACCAACUUCAAGCGAUUCCAAUUCCGGGCGAAGGCGACGCGAAUUACAAAGGGGUCGAUGAACAAAUGUCAGAAAACCCAAAUCCCCAACAUAGCGAAGCGAAGGAGGGACAGAUUCCGGCUGUGGCGCUGCAGGAGACAGUAAUGGCUCCGGCGGCGGCUGCAAUUAUUUGA
This is a messenger RNA of Linum tenue, 1806 nucleotides long. The record is from the annotation of a GenBank genome assembly. Lineage: Eukaryota; Viridiplantae; Streptophyta; Magnoliopsida; Malpighiales; Linaceae.